Molecule: messenger RNA, 647 nt
Organism: Agrilus planipennis (emerald ash borer)
Lineage: Eukaryota; Metazoa; Arthropoda; Insecta; Coleoptera; Buprestidae
Product: CTL-like protein 2
Exons: 3
Biological process (GO): transmembrane transport
Cellular component (GO): membrane
Molecular function (GO): transmembrane transporter activity
Source: RefSeq, a predicted model, not a curated record
UCUAUUUUAGGAUCUCCUGCAACAUAUGAUCCUAGCUUCAAAGGACCUCUUGAAAGAAGGUCCUGCACAGAUGUACUCUGUCUGUUAUUAUUUAUAGUUUUCUUAGUAUGCUGGGCGCUUAUUGGAUUCUUGGCUUUGACCAAAGGAAACAUUUCGGUUUUAAUAAAUCCAAAAGACUCCAAUGGAAAUAUAUGUGGAGUAGAUAGUGAUGUAAUAGACCGACCGUAUUUGGUAUUCUUUGAUUUAACAAGAUGUAUUAGUCGGGACGUAUUGACUACAGGAUGUCCUACUAAACAGGUUUGUGUUAGCCAAUGCCCGGAAGUAUUUUUCAGUUUUUCGCUUAACGCUAGUUCCAAUGGCAACUAUAAUAGAAGCUAUAUGAUUUGCGAGGGUGGAGUUCAACCAAACAAUUAUGCAUUGGCCGUUUCUUGGGUCGCACAAUCAAAAUGCGCAAGUUGGUAUCUGCCAAGUAAAUCAGGUAAGUAGACCGUUUUUUGUUAAGUUAAAACUGACUCAUUUUUUAAUACAACAGACAUACUAUCUUGUCUGGGAAUUUUAACUACUUGUAUAAUCAUGUUUUUUUGACGUGAUAACGUUUUAUAAUUCGAUGGAGCCGGCUGCACGCACGAAAAAACAUGACUCAUGCG